AUGCAAGGCUACUUGAAAGAUGCAGAUGCCAGCCAGGGACGCAAUGAAGCAAUACGCAUUUGGGUGGCAAGUGUCAGAGAUGCUGCUUAUGAUCUUGAGGAUGUCAUUGGAACUUAUGUCUUAAAAGUGGCUUUCAAGAGGAAACCAAAUGUUUUGACAUGGUUUACUGGCAUCUUCAUAGAAGGAGUUAAUCUUCAUCGGAUUGGCUCAGACAUUGAAAAAAUUACAACCGAAAUUUCACAGUUGAGUUCGAUUAUGCCAAGUUUUAACCUACACCAAACAAGGGAGAGUGGAGGUGACACUUUUUUACAGAGGCAACAGGAACGGAGGAUAGCUUAUCCUCAUAUUGUCGAACCUCAUGUGGUUGGGUUAGCCCGUGGAACAAAGAUACUGGCUACACAUUUGAUCAAAGAAAAAGGCCCCCGAGUUGUUUCUAUUUGGGGGAUGGGCGGGUUGGGUAAAACCACUCUUGCAAAACAAGUUUAUCAUCAUGGCGAUGUUAAGCGUCAUUUCGAUUGUUUUGCCUGGGUGUGUAUCUCUCAACAAUGCCAAGCACGGGAAGUUUUGGAAGAAAUUUUGACUAAACUCAUUUCUCCUACCAAUGAGCAAAGACAAGAAAUUGCAAAAUUGAAGAUUGAUCAAAUAGCAGAGAGGCUUUGGAAUACUCAAAGAGAAAGGAAAUGUUUGGUGGUGUUUGAUGACAUUUGGACCAGUGGUGCGUGGAGCUCUUUGCAAGCUGGAUUUCCAAUGAAUGAGGAAACUGAGAGUCGCAUUUUACUCACUACUCGCAACAAAGAAGUCGCUUCGUGUGCGGAAAAAAAUGGUUUCCUCUUCGAACCACAGUCGUUGAAUGAUGAUGAAAGCUGGGAACUAUUUGAGAAGAUAUCAAUGUCUGGAACGGAAGAUACAAACCAUAAAAUUUAUGAACAUAAGAAAGAGUUAGGAACGGAGAUGCUUCAACAUUGCAAAGGUUUGCCACUAGCCAUCAUGGUGCUUGCAGGACUUCUAGCUAGAAAAGACACAGUUGACGAGUGGAAUAUGGUGCAUAAGAAUGUUUAUGCAUAUAUAAGGAGAGGCACAGACCUUGGGCCCGAUUACAAAGGUGAAGGAUAUGAAAGGGUAUCAUGGUUAUUGGAAUUGAGUUAUGAUAACUUACCUUUUUAA
Prunus armeniaca (apricot) is the source of this 1164-nucleotide messenger RNA. NCBI's taxonomy places the organism in Eukaryota, Viridiplantae, Streptophyta, Magnoliopsida, Rosales, Rosaceae. The record is from the annotation of a GenBank genome assembly.